Messenger RNA from Staurois parvus, 930 nucleotides. Lineage: Eukaryota; Metazoa; Chordata; Amphibia; Anura; Ranidae. The record is from the annotation of a GenBank genome assembly.
AUGAAUAAAGAAAAUUGGACAACAGUGAACACAUUCUUUUUUCUGGGGUUCCCUGGACUUGGUAGACUCAGGUUUCUUCUCUUUAUUCCUAUAUUGUCUGCAUAUACCGUGACCAUGUUCCUCGAUAUUAUGAUUAUAAUAUUUGUGUCAACCAGAAAGAGUCUACAAUCCCCCAUUUACUUGUUCCUCACACAUUUCUUAUUUUCAGAAAUAUGUUUAGUGACUGUCAUCGUCCCUAAUAUGUUACAUAUCUUAUGGAUGGAUGGGGCCAAUGUAUCUGUCACUGGAUGCUUCACUCAGAGCUUCUUCUAUAUGUCUUCAGGUACUUCUGAGUGUUAUCUGCUCACAGUAAUGUCCUACGACCGAUACUUGGCCAUAUGCAAACCUUUACACUACAACACAAUAAUGGACCACAACCUUCAAUAUUUCCUGGUUAGCAUUUGCUGGAUGCUUGGCUUUCUUGUGACAUUGAUCACAAUGAUUUUUCUGUCUUUAUUCAAGUUCUGUGGUCGCAAUGUCAUUGACCAUUACUUCUGUGAUCUUGCUCCUUUUCUCGAUAUUGCUUGCUCCGAAACUUCCAGUCUGCAAAUUUAUAUAUUUGUUCUAUCAGUCCCCAUAAUUGCUGCACCAUUCCUAUUAACUUUUGUAAGUUAUGUGUGUAUUUCUGUAGUCAUCCUUAGAAUGCCGUCCAUCGGCAGCAGGAAGAAAGCAUUCUCUACUUGUAGCACUCAUCUCUUGGUGGUGGGGAUGUUUUAUGGAUCUGCAUUAAUAAACUACUUUACUCCAAUAAAAGGACAUCCUAUAGCCAUUAACAAAAUGAUAUCGGUUACAUUUACUAUAAUAACACCAUUGUUCAAUCCCAUCAUAUACAGCCUGAGGAAUCAAGAUAUGCAUGCUGUCAUAAGUAGAUAUCUACAGUGGUGGAAAUAA